Messenger RNA from Perkinsus marinus ATCC 50983, 744 nucleotides. RefSeq lists its product as hypothetical. The annotation marks the transcript as partial. The record is from RefSeq and is a predicted model, not a curated record. Lineage: Eukaryota; Perkinsozoa; Perkinsida; Perkinsidae. The transcript has a single exon.
AUGUCAGGAGGGGUGUGGCAUUUUGAAGAUGAUGUCCACCAGGAUUGGGAAUCUCUACUUCGUCUUUUCUCUACGUCUGGUCCGAGUGUCUCUGGGGCUAUAAGGUCGGCAUGUCGUUCGUUUGAGGACUCUGAGGUGUUGGGCAAGGACCCUACUGUUCACAGUCAUCCUACUUCGUCCCCUGUUAAGGUUGCUCGUAUCCAGGAGAUUGAGAACAUCGAGAAGUCCUGUGUCUCCGUCUUCUAUGGUGCUGGUGCCGACUCUAAGAACCGUGAGAAGGUUAAAGCUCUGACGAAAGCCGAUGUGGUCUAUUGUGGUAAGAACCGUAGAGGGAAGCCGUAUUGUAUAUUCGGGUUCCGUAAGGAGACCUCGAUGCCUGAUGGAGACUUUCUCAACGGCCAGUUUUUCGUUCGACCCUAUCGUUGCCGUCAAUCGUCUGGGGGUGAAGGGUUUCGACUCUCACGAGGAUUGACUGAUAAAAAUUCUCAAGUAGAGAAGAGUCGGGAUGUGGUUGCCCAUGCGGUUACUGGUGGUGGUAUUAUUCCCCCUGAGAUCGUGUUGAAGGCUCAGUUCUCUCCCGAUUCUAGUCCUGGUGAGUGGUAUCAAGUGGAUGCUGUAGUGGAUACUGGUGCUGGACUUUCGUAUUGGCUUGGGAAUGAAGUUCCGUGCGACCCCAGCGAGAAGGUUGAUGUGUCUAUUGUUGAAUUGGCAGAUGGUACUGUAGUCAACGUGGGGAAAGAGAUU